Molecule: messenger RNA, 1551 nt
Organism: Coturnix japonica (Japanese quail)
Lineage: Eukaryota; Metazoa; Chordata; Aves; Galliformes; Phasianidae
Source: RefSeq, a predicted model, not a curated record
AUGGUGACCUGGGAGGGGCCCUGUCCCUCUCUGCCCGCGGGGUCCAGCCGUGCUGGUGGAGCCAGUGCAGGAAUUGGGACGGAGUGGGUCGGAGCAGAACGGACACAGCCAUGGAGCUGCUGUGGGUGCUGCUGGCGUUGGCUGGGAUGGACGUGGCUGCUGGCCUGGGUGAGGGGCUGUGAGGGGCUUCGAGUGGGUGGUGGUGCUGGGGAUGGGGCCAAGGGGCUGUGUGUGGCUGGGGGGCUCCCACUGACGGCUGUGCCCCCAGCCCUGCUGCCCUACGUGCCCCGUGUGGCCCCUGGUGCCAUGGUGGGGAAGGUGACGGCCACCACCUUCGUGCUGGAGAGACCCCGCUGCGUCUUCGACCCCUUUUCCAACGCCUCCGAUGCCGUCUGGCUGGUGGUGGCUUUUGCUGAUGGUGAGACGUGUUGCAGGGAGGGAUGUUGGGCUGUUCACCUCCAGCUGCUCACCCCACAUCUGUGCCACGCAGCCUCCACUGCCUUCAAAAACCCCACGUCCAGCUCCGAGGUGCCCCCAUACGAGGGGCUGCCCACCGCCCGCGCAUACAUGACCCUGGAGAUGGCAGCAGCCACCUAUGGAUGCUCAGCUCCUGGUCCAGCCGUGCUGCGGGUCGGUGCAGACACGACGUGCCACAGCCGGGCACCCUGCAAUGGGCCGCUGCCCUCCCCGGGGCCGUACAGGGUGAAGUUCCUGCUGAUGGGCUGCAGCGGCCCCAAAGCGGAGACCAAGUGGUCUGAGCCCAUCGUCCUGCGGAGAGCUCGCAGCCUGAGCACCAUCGACCCCACACCUGCACGUCGCGGCAGCACCACGGUCAUCAUCGCCGCCAUCCUGGCCAGCCUGGCUGCUGCUCUGACCGUGGCCAUGCUGGGAGCUGUGGGGUACGGGGAUUUUAAGACUAUUUUUUCCCUUAAAUUUGGGGGUUGCUGUAUUUUGGCAGUGGGAUGGGCUGCUUUUUGUAGUGUUUGAACUGCAUGGACCCUGCUUGAUUCCUCACCCGUCUCCCCCCGCAGCACCCAGCUGUGUGUCCCGCUGUGCUGCCGGGACCUGGGCGCCCACCUGCCCUACAGGACCCACCACGUCCCUCCGGCCCUGCCCCACACGCUGCCCCCUGCCUGUAUCUGUGGCUGCACACCAUGGCCCCGUGGCCCAUGACCAACCAAGUAAACUCUCUUCCAUCCGCAAUCACUUUUUCUGUCAUCUUUCAACCCAAUCACGUGCUGGGUCUGCCAUCCCUGCAGACGCCCAGGGUUGGGCUGGAGGGUCUCUGAGCGCGGAUGGAGCUGUGGGUGUCCCUGUGCACUGCAGACAGUGGGACCAGUCUAACCCAAACCAUCCCGUGUCCAUGUGAUGGUUCUAUGGUCAUGGACCACGCGGCUCAUACAAAGCUCCGCGCUUUGUCCACCAUGGGAUGGGGACAAGGGACAUGGGUUCACCCACCCCACGGGCACCCCCCUGCGGAUGGCACUUAGGGACCCACCCGUGUCAGUGCUCAGCACAGCACCCAGCGGGCAGCCAGCUGGAACGUAAUGC